GCAGCCGAGGCGCUCCUCGCCUCCACACAGCCCGUCUCCAGGAGCAUGUCCCCAGACACGCAGCCGCGGUGCGAUGAAGUGGACCGAGAGACGCCACCAGCAUGACCGCAUGAAAGCAGUGGCCAUGGCUAUUAACCAUGAAGCUGGAGCCUAACAUUCCCAUCGCUUCCCUCGGUCAGAAAGAGCCUCGCCGGCGCUACAUCGAACACACGCUCGCCGAAAUAUGCCACCCGAGUGCGAGCGGGCCCGACGGACUGCUUAGCACCUGCUGUGCCAUCUGAGUAGGCGGUGGCAAACGAAAAAGACCAAAUGCCAUGGACGUAUUCAAUUUCACCUACUGGAACGCCUCCGAAGGCAACGGCACGGACGCGGCGGGCGAGAGCGAGAGCGCCUACAAGACCGUGGAGGUGGUGUUCAUCGUGUUGGUGGCCGGCUCCCUCAGCUUGGUCACGGUCAUUGGGAAUAUCCUGGUCAUGCUUUCCAUCAAAGUCAACAGGAACCUACAGACCGUCAACAACUACUUUUUGUUCAGCCUCGCGUGCGCCGACCUGAUUAUCGGACUGUGCUCCAUGAACUUGUACACGGUCUACAUAGUGAUAGGCUACUGGCCCCUGGGGCCGGUGGUGUGCGAUCUGUGGCUCGCCCUGGACUAUGUCGUCAGCAACGCGUCCGUCAUGAACCUCCUCAUCAUAAGCUUCGACAGGUACUUCUGCGUCACCAAGCCCCUCAGCUACCCCGUCAAACGGACCACCAAGAUGGCAGGCAUGAUGAUUGCGGCGGCCUGGGUCCUGUCUUUCGUCCUCUGGGCGCCGGCCAUUCUCUUCUGGCAGUUCAUCGUCGGCGGGCGGACGGUUCCCGAGAGGGAGUGCUACAUCCAGUUCUUCUCCAACGCUGCCGUCACGUUUGGCACCGCCAUCGCCGCCUUUUACCUGCCCGUCAUCAUCAUGAUCCAGCUCUACUGGCAGAUCUCCAGGGCGAGCAAGAGCCGCGUGAAGAAGGACCCCCGCAAACCGUCGGGAGCCAACCCGGAGCCCCUGUCGCCCGUCCAGAGGAGGAACAACACGCCCAAACCUAGCAACAACAACGUGCCCGGGGAGGACGCCGGGCAUUCCCAGAGCCAGAGCGCCGACGCCGGGGCCAACGAGCACGACGGGAAACUGCAAAACGGCAAGGGCCCCUCGUCAAACGCCGAGGGAGAAGCCGAAGGCGACGACGCAGCGAGGGAGAACUGUGCGGCCGGGGAAGAGAAGGAGAGCUCCAACGACUCCACGUCUGGCAGCGCGGCUGCGUCCAACCAGAAGGAAGAGGAGACGGUGCCGUCCGCCGCCAACUCCAGCCUCGGGACGAGUCAGCCGCCGGCGCGUCAGCGCGCCAAGGCGGGCGCCUCCAAGCUGACCUGCAUCAAGAUCAAGACGAAGUCGCCCAAGGGCGACUGCUACACGCCGUCCAACGCCACCGUCGAGAUCGUGCCGGCGUCGGAGCGGCAGAACCAAGUGGCGCGGAAGAUCGUGAAGAUGACCAAGCAGCCGCCCGUCAAGAAGAAGAAGGGGCCGCCGUCGCGGGAGAAGAAGGUCACCCGCACCAUAAUGGCCAUCCUGGUCGCCUUCGUGGCCACCUGGACUCCGUACAACGUGAUGGUGCUCAUCAACACCUUCUGCUCCAGCUGCAUCCCCAACACGGUGUGGACUAUCGGUUACUGGCUGUGCUACAUCAACAGCACCAUCAACCCGGCCUGCUACGCCCUGUGCAAUGUCACGUUCAAGAAGACAUUCAAGCACCUGCUCCUCUGCCAAUAUAAGAACAUCAGAUCGGCCAGAUAGACACGGAAGAGCCUGAAGUACGAGUGUCUGUGCGCGCGUGUGUGUGUGUGUGUGUGUGUGUGUGUGUGUGUGUGUGUGUGUGUGUGUGUGUGUGUGUGCCGUCCAUGUUUAUGUUUAUGUGCGUGUGAAAGACGUUUGUGUGCAUGGUAGAGGACCGUAAGAGUAUAUUUGAAAUGACUGUCCAUUCAUUUUACUAUAAUUUUUCAGAUUUUCUCUCAAUAACCGCUUGCAGCACUCGACACCGGUUGCGUUGAGGUGCGCUGUGCAGAAGCAGGAAGGUUGUGGAAGAUUCGGUGGAGUUUUAAACUAAAAAAAAGAACCAAAUCAAGCUUGUGUAUAGCGGAGAGCACUUCAGAGUGACACUGAGUGAAAGGACAAAAUAUAUUUUAAAAAAGCGGAACAAGAUCUAUGCCGUACAAAAAACAAGACAACUUCAAACUGGGGACAAUAGGGCUGACUGAAUUUACAAACCUCCAAAGUUUGAAGUUCAGUGAAGAUACCUGUACAUAACUGUACAUAACUGUGUAUCCUCUGAUCUGUGUGUGUGUGUGUGUGUGUGUGUGUGUGUGUGCGUGUGUGUGUGUGCGUGUGUGUGUGCCCCCUGUCUCUCCGUCCGUCUGCGAUCAUCACCCUGGCACUUCCCAACCAGCAGCAUGUAGAAUUAAAACCGGGCCUCGUGUGGUGGUUUUGCCGCCGACGUGGACGAAGCCUAGGAGUUAUAAAAGCUGUGGGACGAUCAGGCCACCAGGGAUGAAUUUGAAUUCAGAGUGUUUUGCCAAAAUCGCACAAAAAAAAAACAACUAAAUCUGUCAACAACUUUCUGCUUCCGCCUCCAGAACAAUUGGGUGGAAUCAAAAUAUGACAUUUAAGAAAAGACAAAAUAUCCUCAGCAGCCGAUCCUAACGGUGUCCCGGUUACGUAACCUCACUGAGCACAUGCAUUGGUACAACCUUUUCUUCUCAGUUGGCAGUGAGAAAAUUCAUUUUUGUUUGUUUUUCGAACCAUGUACGACUAAAUUUGACAUGAAUACAGGAUGCCGAUCCAUAUGUUGCCAUCAAGUAGGAGGGGCACAGAUGUGUCCGUUGGGUGGAGGUGUGCCGUGAAUACCCUCAGAUGAAAUCUGUCCCAGCUUGAAUUUAAAGGAGCAUUUCACCAUUUUGGGAAAUGCGAUUGUUCACUUCUCUCGAUAAUGAUGACUUCCACAUCAUCGCCUCAGCUCGUCCGUCCGCCGACGGGACGCCGGCUUGUUUGUUACGGUGGCUGUUCAGAUGUUAAUGUUUCGCUGUCAAGUCGUUGGCCGCUGCGAGGAAGGCGCCUCCUACUGCAGCGAGUGAAACAGGUGGUCGGAGCUCAGAGCUGUGGGAAAGCGUUGUUUCAGUCAUACUGUUUCCUUUAUGAAUUAUUUUGGGGAGGUUGUGUGUGUGUGUGUGUGUGUGUGUGUGUGUGUGUGUGUGGGAGAGAUUAACGGUGUGAUGCCACAGCGUGUGCCGUAGUGUACUGAUGGUGACUGAAGGCCUGUGUGUGUGUGUGUGUGUGUGUGUGUGUGUGCUCCAAGAGUGGAGUUAACUUCUGAUCACAGGUUUCUACCUUAGUGAUUUCAAUAAGGGCUACUUCUGCGUCUCUACAUCUUUUGUAAACCAUCUCAUUUCUAUUUCAAAAAGCAAAAACAACAAUCAGUAUGAGUUAAGUCCAUAUUCUUAGAUUAAAAGUAAUAAAUAGCUGUGCUUAUAUUUCAAUUAGAAGAAAAAGAACAUCAAUCCACCGUUCUGUCUGCUCGCGCGCGUCAUGUCAUCAUUUCGCACUAUUAGACAACUCUCCGUCGUACAGUGUGCUCCCCAGCUGGAUUUAUGAAUAUGCAGGAGAUGUGCAUUUGCCACCGGGAGGUCUCCAGCGGUGCCUCGUGAGGGGGAGGGGCCUGCACCGAGGAGCUCCUCAAGGCCUGCCGCCUUCACAGCGAGAUGUGGGACGGAUCCCUGCAAUGAAAACUCCCCGUGAGGCUCAUGAUCAGAUGACGGGACGACCCCCCCCCCCCCCCCCCCCCCCCCAUUUCUGCCUCAUUUGAGGUCAUGAAAUGUAAAUAUGACAUAUGCACUCAUUAGCUUGUUCUAUAAUUAAUUCUCUCUCUUUUCCUUUGUCCUGCACUAACUGGCGAGGAUAACUUAUAUGCCAGGAUAAACAUCCUGGCAUUCAAAUGUCAUAGCUGUUUCGCACGCUGGCAUUUAGGUUUCAGCUAAAUGGUACAUGCUUUAUUAAAAUAGCAGAUAUCCUGAAGCUCUGGAUGGUUCCUCCACGUACAGUAGCUCCGGCGUGUAGCUGCGCAUCGCUGACGGAAGAAGCGUUCAGGUCCUCAGUUAAGUUAAAUUGAAAAAAAAAAAUCACACAUUUUCCAAAAGGUCCUGCGAAGUUUUAACUCGACAGAUUUGUCAAGGCUGAGAAAAUCACACUCGCGGCAGCAAGGGAAGUUUUGAGCCCCUGCAAACAGUCUGCACGCCACGAGGGAAGAAACAAAAGAAAGUUUCUCAUGGGAACUUAUUUAUUGUUUCUUCCAUUGCUCACAAUAGGAUUAAAAAAAAAAGAAUUCAAAAACUUUAUAGGAUUUUUAAAAGCCUGAAUCCUGUGAAUGGACUUCAAUUCGUGAUAUUUCGUCCUUUGCUGCAUAAAUAUUCUCCGUACCUUUUUGUCUAAUUUGACUCCCACACAACAUUUUAGAAGUGCAGAAUGAGGAAUAUCUGUUGCUUCCCUCUGAUUAUUAUAUCAUAAACUGAACAUCUUUGAGGUUUGGUUGGUUCGACAGGACAAGACAUGACGCGGAGAUGAAGUUGGCCGACUUCAUCUCGAGGUGAAUUUUUGAUUCCUCUCCCAAUUUUCUGGCAAUUUAUUGAGAAAUCAAACCGUAAGUGAUUGUCACUCUUUCCAAACUCUCUACAGAAGCACGGGUAUGAAGGAAGUGAAACAUCUAAGUAAUAAGUACAGCGCUUGUUCGUUUCGUUCCGCCACUGUCACAUGGACGGCCCCAUAUUUUUUCAUCUACCCGAGCAGCUUGGACGGGAACUCGGGCGUCCCACCAAUCCGUCGCGCCGAUAAGUGGAGAGCCGCGUCUGUCCGACAUCUGUCUCGCAUCUCAGCGGCAGUUAAGAGCCUCUCGGAAUAUCGGAUUAAUCUUUCGCUAAAGCUGUCGUUUGAGUGAUACCAGCAGCGGAGUGAGUGGCUCGAGGCGGUGGUCCAGCGGGGGGGGGUCCCGGGUCUGAGCAGCUGCCUGGGUGUCUGACGAGAAGGUGAUGGCAGUUUAUCACCUGCUGGGAGAAGGGGGGACGUGGCGUGUUUAUCUCCGCGCCGUUCACUUUCAGCAACAGGAGCAAAGUUCCCGUCGAGCCCUUUCCCUCUUGAGAGAGAGACGAGAACAAAACGUUUGUUCGUGUAUCAGGUGUUUCUCUCGUGGCGCAAGGGGGUGGGGGGUGGGGGGGGGCUUAGAGAGUGGCUGUCACAUGCAUGCGAGGGAGGAAGCCGGCUGAUGGGAGCCCCAAGGUGAACACUUUGUACAUGUGAAACAGAUAAGCUUGUCUUUGUAGUCAUGGUUACCGGGGGGGAUGAUGGAGGAGCUACAGGAUCCUGCUCUUUGCGCGUGCACCAUGUUUGGAGAAGUCACAGCCGCUCGGCGAAGGUCAGCCUAGGGGCCCCGAGCGUCCCAGACCAAACCUGCCGCCGGGUCGUGGACACAGCGUGGCGCCGUUUCUCUCACCGCAUCUCAUCUUCCACGGCUCUCCUUUGUUUACACGCGAUCACAAAACCUGUGCGCGUCGUGUUCCUUCCGUCCGUCCGUCCGUCCCGGGCGACCACCGUCUCCAUCGCGUGACUCCACGCGGUCACCACGUGCCGUCAGAGCUAGCUGGGCUCCCUCUUCACACGGCUUACGUCAAAGGGCUAUACGCUCCUUCUACGGAGUUACACACGCAUGACGCGUGAACGUUGAAUCAGAGACUCGCCUCGAAAAAGGAAUUCAAGGUUUUUUCUCUCUCCGGGCUUCUCUCUCUCUCGCUGAGAAGGAUCCCAACAAAUCUUGAGAACGCAGCAGCCGAGUAGACGCUGUGGGGCGGAAAAGUAUAUAGAUAUAGAUAUAUAUAUAGAUAUAUAUCUAUAUAUAUACACAGUAUAUCGCCAGAUUGUACAGAGCAAUUUGCAGUGCCUUACUUAGUGACAUAAACAAAUUGCUCUUUUAUCCUCCAACCCCCUGUCCCAACUUUAGUGUGUGUGUGUGUGUGUGUGUGUGUGUGUGUGUGUGUGUGUGUGUGCGUGCGACACAGCCUUUCCAAGUUGCUCUUUUCUUUCUUUCGUUCGUUCUUUCUUUUUUUUUGUCAAAGAUAAUGCGCUUUCCUCAGCUCUCGGCUCCUAAUGUCCAUCUUAACAGCCACCGCCUGAUUGCAGAAGUAAUAAAAGUUUGGACCGAACGAUGCACAAUCAUCGUCUCUGCGCCCUUUUUUUUUUCUCUCUCUCUCUCAAUUUCUCAAAAACUGUACAGUCACAGUUUUUAAAGAUCCGACAGAAACGGCGUUGCACUAUUUUUUUUCCUUCUUCUUCUCACAAAUGUGUAUGUGUGACGUUUGUGUGUGUGUGUGUGUGUGUGUUUUCAUAUUCAUCAUAUGGGAAAUUGUGCUAUUCCCUGAAAACCUUCUGUCAUUAUAUUGAGAUCAGUCCCAUCAUUUGUGUGUGUGCGUGCGUGCGUGCGUCUUGCUGUGUUUUUUUCAAUGGCAUCCUCAGCGUGAAGACAUCAUGAAACUAUUGCUAUUGUUGCACACAUCAGGGGAAGAUGCACACACACACACACACACACACACACGUGUUCCGACUGUCUGUGUUUCUCUCCGUCAUCAUCGCUCCUCUCCUCUUUUCGGAAAAAAAAAAUCUCUUUCUUUAGCGACAAGCUUCCAAAGACUCACUCUCACAAGACACUGCGGCCUUGCGUGCCACAUGGUUUUCAUACAAAUACGUUAUUAUUAUUAUAUUGUACAUUUUUUUUUAUAAAAAUCUGUUUGUUUUCUUUCCUCUCUAUCAUUGUAUAAAGUACAAAUGUAUGAUUAUAAAUCAGAAUAUUAUCAGUGUACAGCCAGAGAGUUUUCCUUUUUGGGGGGGGGGGGGGGGGAUUU
This is a messenger RNA of Scophthalmus maximus (turbot), 6961 nucleotides long. It is a transcript of the gene chrm2a, whose product is annotated as cholinergic receptor, muscarinic 2a. Bases 315 to 1820 code for a protein of 501 amino acids. NCBI's taxonomy places the organism in Eukaryota, Metazoa, Chordata, Actinopteri, Pleuronectiformes, Scophthalmidae. Gene Ontology annotation, molecular function: G protein-coupled acetylcholine receptor activity. Gene Ontology annotation, biological process: adenylate cyclase-activating adrenergic receptor signaling pathway; regulation of heart contraction. The record is from RefSeq and is a predicted model, not a curated record. Gene Ontology annotation, cellular component: plasma membrane. The transcript has 3 exons.